GUCGGGCUCUCGCGGCUUCGGCUGGAACAGGAAGUGUAGCUCCACAAACUGCGCAUGUUCACGCAAGGCCUCUCGCUAUGUAAGGAUGACACCGAGCGCGGGCUAAACGGACUGUCAUACUCCUCAGUGUUGAAGGUUAUGGCAGAGACAGAAGUCACUGUGUCCGUGGAGGACAUGGUGGAGGUGAAGAGCGCUGAGGAAGAGGAUGCAGAUCCUGACAGCCAAAGCAAGACUCAGAUGAUCCUGCAGCUGCAGCCCAUCACAGCUGGGCUUGGAGAUGAAAGCAGUGAGACAGAUGCUGCAGUCGUGGCAGUGGAGACACAAGGUAACCAUGUCCCAAAACCUAUUAGUGGUGAUUGUAUUCUUUGUAUUAUGAAAGCAGGUCUUGCACAGCCAGUGCUGGGAUUACAUGUAAUCUGGAUUAUGAAGAUGAUGGACUCGGGUCAGCUGGAUUUCUAUCAGCACAGCACUCUCUGCACAAACACCUGCCGUAGCACCAAAUUCGACCUGCUGAUCAACAACACGCGCUUCCCACCGGUCGGCAGUGGACUCAGCACACCCACCACAGCUCAGGGGCAUGUUUCUGUGGGUAACGGAGGUCAGACGGCCACAGUAGAGGAGAAGAAAGAAGACGUGAUUGGUACGGUGGAGUGGAGCACAGCCACGGUAGAAAGCCCAGAGAAAAGAGACUCAACUGAGAUCUCAGAUGAGACACUGAGUUUCUGGAGGGGUAUCACUGAGGUGGGGCUGAUGGGGGAGGUGGUGUCCAAUAUCCACUCAGAGCUGUUGAGUCUGCUGAGAGGAGUUCAGCUACGCACCGAUCAGAGCUCUCUACAGGACGCAGAGAUUGCGGUUCUGAGUAACCUGGCACAAGUCUUUGACCUGCUGGACUCCAUCAAACAAAUUCUGAAUGUUCGGCGGCAAAUGACGGACCCGGAGCAGACGCAGGUCCUCAGAGCACUGACGACAUUGGAACAGCAGGUAGAGGAGCAGAAGCGGCAGCAGUCGUUCAACUGGUUGUCUCAAUCACAGGCCCUCAGCAGUCUGGUUCUCCCCUCCACUCCUCCAGCCAAACGCGCUCCCAAACGCCCCCGCCUCCAGCGGCCCGCCUCCACCACCGUGUUCGGCACAUCCAUAGCCCAGCCUUUCACCCUCCAGCCCCAGCAGUUCACCGUACUUUCCCCGAUCACCCUUUCCUCCAUCGGCCAGUCGUUCACGGUGGCCGGCCUCAGUCAACCAUCCAAUACGGUCACCCUACACGCUCUCCCCGCCGGCUCGCAGCUCUUCACGAGAAUCUCCGCAGGUUCGGAUGGAAAAACCGAAGCCAUCACCCUCCAUCCCACAUCUGGGCUCACGCUGCUGGGAGCCACAGCCGUGCAGGACCACGGACAGCUCGGGACGGUCAUGAGCCCCAUCGAGCUCAUCCAGUUGACGCAGAAGGCGACUGCUGCUGGUGUAGCCCAGGACGGUCAGGUGGUUGCAGGUACGGUAGUGAUGCAAGAGGGCGUCGUCAGUGUUGUGCAGGAGGACGAGAACCAGGACAACACCACCCUGAUCGAAAUAGACCCGGCCGCCGCCGACCACAGCGUGAGCGUCAUGGAGCUGCAGCUCGAGGGCGACGAAGCGGGGGGCGGCGCGACCGUGGUGGAAGGAGACGAGGAGCUAGUGCAAGGCGAAACGGAGGAGACGGGGGAGAUACAGCUGGAUGCCAAUGGUCAGGUCCACAAUUUGCCCAUUGUAGUGGUGGAGGAAGAGACACAGGACGCCGGCAAAGCCAAAUGAGACACCGACACGCUCACACAAACCGCCCUUUAGAGACUGACGGACCAAAUCAGACAGGGACCGGGAUUGUGUCGCCCCAGCUGUCUUGUUUUUUUUUUCAUUACUCACUUCCUGCACAGCCAAGCUCAGCUCUUCAAGCCUGACGUGUCACGUAUUUGUAUUUGUUCAGUAUUCCUUUUUUUUUUUUUUAUGUGCGAAAAGCAACAAUUUGUGAUGUUUUGUUGGAACACAUUCAAUAUUUGCUUUCGCUUCUGAGUGUGGAAAGUUAGAUCAGGCACUUACUUUUCAGUUUCUUUUUGUUUUGGUGCCAAAAUGUCACGUUGUAGCCAUGGCCAGAUAUCCAGUUUGUGAAUCUUCGAUCUGAAGGUGAAGACUAACAGUUAAAGUGAAAUUUAAGACACUCCCAUAAUGAGAAAUUACACUGUUUGUGGUCUCUAUGUACUUUCUGACAUCAGAGUAUAAAUGGCACUAAUGUUGGUGAUAUUUUAACACAGUGGUUUUUAACUCUGGUCCUGGGGACUCGCAGCACUUCACUUCAUGCAGCUCUGCUAAUAAUAUUAUAGUCUGAAUUGUGUGUAAAUAAGAGAGGCAAAAGCAUAGUGCUUUGGGUCCCCAGGAUCAGAGUUGGGAAUCAUGCCGUUAGCACACGUAAUGAAAGAUGCGUUGCGAAUGUUUGUGAAUGGAUCCCGUGUGUCCUUCACUGAAAAUAAAAUGCAUCUUCCUUUCCCCGUGAGUUAUAUUGUAAAUGAUGAUAGAUCGCGGGAUUGUGCAUUUCAAAGUCUGUUACAGUUUCAGAGUUAUGUUUUGAAAAGUAAUUGCAGAAAUACACUGUUGUUAAUUUUGCGAAACAAGUUAAUUUAUUGCAUUUAAAGAAAUUCUUCGUGCUACAUUUAUAAUUCUGUAAUGAUGUACUCACCCUCAUGUCAUUCUAAACUCACAGACCUGCUGUGGACCACAAAUGGAGAUGUUUAGCAGAAUGUUCAAACUUACGCAGU
Molecule: messenger RNA, 2777 nt
Organism: Sinocyclocheilus anshuiensis
Lineage: Eukaryota; Metazoa; Chordata; Actinopteri; Cypriniformes; Cyprinidae
Product: glucocorticoid modulatory element-binding protein 1-like
Exons: 8
Coding region: 55-1782 (575 amino acids)
Biological process (GO): regulation of transcription by RNA polymerase II
Cellular component (GO): nucleus
Molecular function (GO): RNA polymerase II cis-regulatory region sequence-specific DNA binding
Source: RefSeq, a predicted model, not a curated record